This is a messenger RNA of Doryrhamphus excisus (bluestripe pipefish), 791 nucleotides long. It is a transcript of the gene cybc1, whose product is annotated as cytochrome b-245 chaperone 1. The record is from RefSeq and is a predicted model, not a curated record. Lineage: Eukaryota; Metazoa; Chordata; Actinopteri; Syngnathiformes; Syngnathidae.
AAAUGAAUCCAUCCAAUCAGACAACACGCAUCCAGGAAGGAAGUAUCACCAGAAGACGUUUACACGAGUAGAACUUCCUCAUAUAUUACAGUACAUAAAGUGUACCGUCUCUUUUGUUGGAAUUGUUUACCGAAAAACUAAACGUAUAUCACCUCAUUUAAGAUGGGAUACAUGCUAGUAGAGGAAAAAAGCACAACUAUUCUGCACCUGAAGAGAACCCCUGGCAUCCGUUCCUGGUCUCUCUUUGUUGGUAUGGCAUCAAUUGGGUUGGCGGCUGCAUACUACAGCUCUGAUAGCAUCUUGUGGAAGCUUUUCUACGUGACGGGCUGUCUGUUUGUAGCAAUGCAGAACAUGGAAGAAUGGGAAGAGGCAGUGUUUGACAAAACUACAAAUGUUAUUGAACUCAAAACCAUUAGCUUGUACACUUUAGUUUUGACAUUGUGGAAAAAGGGACAAGAGAAAGUUGUGUUGGACUUGAGGCAUCUCCAUGAUGUCUGCAUUCAAGAAGAAAGGGUCCGUUAUUUGGGGAAAGGCUACCUCUUGAUGUUACGUCUGGCUACAGGCUUUUCCUACCCGUUGACUCAGAGUGCCACGCUUGGGGGGCGCAGUGAUGUGGAAGCCCUAGAGACACUGCUGAAGAGCUUUUUGGGUCUGGAGGAGCGAGGGCAGCAGGAUAAAAUGGCAGAGUACACAGAGGAGGAAGUGGACUCCUCGGGUAACAGCAGCGAUUCAGAGGAUGAAAAAGAAAAACGUUGACACAGGUUCAUAUGUAAAUAAACUUGUAAGUUUGA